AUAUAUUAUAAUUUGUACUUAUUGUAUUGUGUUCAUGACUUUUUUAUUUUUCAUAAGCUAAAGAGCGCCCUUAAACCAAAAACGCCUGGGGCAACUUGCCACCCCCGCCUAAACGGUCCAGCACUGUCGAUGAUCGUGUGUGACGUACGUUAGUGUUAUGGGUCGUCGGUCGAGCUAUUAUAAUAGGCUAUAUAGUAUAUUUCGAUCCGGGUACGACAACAUACUAAUUACCAAUACGGGUUAUUUUUGGGUUCAAAUGAAAAACCCAAAUAAAAACUCCGGUCACCACUAUCAUAUUAAUGUAUACCGACCGAUAUUCGUGUUUCGUCAUUCGUCAAUCGUCACGGACCUAGUCACUCUGUAGGCCGUACUCGUCAAUCGUCACUCAUCACGUUCUAGCCUCGAACUUGAACGUCUAACGGGCAUAUUUCUUUAUAAUAUAAAGACGAAUUGUAUAUUUUGGAACGUCAUCUCAUUCACCGCUUACAUUAAACAAUAAACAUGCGUGAAUGUAUCUCUGUGCACGUUGGCCAAGCAGGAGUUCAAAUUGGUAAUGCUUGCUGGGAACUGUAUUGCUUAGAACAUGGCAUUCAACCUGAUGGUCAAAUGCCAUCUGAUAAAGCAAAUGGUGAUGACAGUUUCAAUACAUUUUUCAGUGAAACUGGUUAUGGUAAACAUGUUCCAAGAGCUGUAUUUGUAGAUUUGGAACCCACUGUUGUUGAUGAAGUACGGACAGGUACUUAUAAACAACUUUUUCAUCCUGAACAAUUGAUUACUGGCAAAGAAGAUGCAGCUAAUAAUUAUGCUCGUGGUCAUUAUACUAUUGGCAAGGAAAUUGUUGAUGUUGUGCUUGACCGUAUUCGAAAGCUCGCUGACCAAUGUACUGGACUUCAAGGAUUUUUAAUAUUUCAUUCAUUUGGAGGAGGGACUGGUUCUGGUUUUGCAUCAUUACUUAUGGAACGUUUAAGUGUUGAUUAUGGAAAAAAAAGUAAACUUGAAUUUGCCAUUUAUCCUGCACCACAAGUAUCCACAGCAGUAGUAGAACCUUACAAUUCAAUUUUAACUACUCAUACAACUCUUGAACAUUCCGAUUGUGCUUUUAUGGUAGAUAAUGAAGCAAUUUAUGAUAUUUGUCGGCGGAACUUGGAUAUUGAACGACCUUCCUACACCAAUUUGAAUCGUCUCAUUGGUCAGAUAGUAUCAUCUAUCACAGCUUCAUUACGAUUCGAUGGAGCUUUAAAUGUUGACUUAACUGAAUUUCAAACUAAUUUAGUGCCAUAUCCAAGAAUACAUUUUCCUUUAGUUACAUAUGCACCAGUUAUAUCGGCUGAGAAAGCCUAUCAUGAACAAUUGUCCGUUGGUGAAAUCACUAAUGCUUGUUUUGAACCUGCCAAUCAGAUGGUAAAGUGUGAUCCUCGACAUGGAAAAUAUAUGGCUUGUUGUAUGUUGUACAGAGGUGAUGUCGUGCCUAAGGAUGUGAAUGCAGCAAUUGCUGCGAUAAAAACUAAACGCUCAAUACAGUUUGUGGACUGGUGUCCAACUGGGUUUAAAGUAGGCAUAAAUUAUCAACCGCCAACAGUAGUGCCUGGAGGUGAUUUAGCUAAAGUACAGCGAGCAGUUUGUAUGUUGUCUAAUACUACAGCUAUUGCUGAAGCAUGGGCACGUUUGGAUCACAAGUUCGACUUGAUGUAUGCUAAAAGGGCCUUUGUUCAUUGGUAUGUAGGUGAAGGAAUGGAAGAAGGUGAGUUUUCGGAAGCUAGAGAAGAUUUAGCAGCUUUAGAAAAGGAUUAUGAAGAAGUGGGUUUAGAUUCGGUUGAAGGACAAUUUGAUGAAGGAGGUGAAGAUUUUUAACAUAACUAAGAGAACUGUUUUACCGUACUACUUGUGAAUAAUAACUUUGUUUUAACAAUUAUUACUUAAUAUAUAAUUUCUGGGAAUUAAAUUCUAUUAAGCAAUAAUUGUCAAUACAAAUGAAUGUAAUAGAUACUUUGAAAAAAAAAAAAAAUGAAGUAUAGAAUGCAAUGAAAAUAUUUAAAUUAUGAAUAUGUUGUUUUAUUUUUCUAUUAGUCUUAAAAUACAUUUAAAUAGUGUUAUUUUAAUUUAAAUGAUACAAUUUUUUAUUUAUAUUGUUUUAACAUUGUGUAAUUAAAAUAUAUGUAAAAUGUAUAAAUAAAUACCAAUUUAACUUAAUAAACAAAACAUGGAUUAUAUAGUUUCAUC
This is a messenger RNA of Aphis gossypii (cotton aphid), 2220 nucleotides long. Its product is annotated as tubulin alpha chain, testis-specific-like. Gene Ontology annotation, biological process: microtubule cytoskeleton organization; mitotic cell cycle. The transcript has 5 exons. NCBI's taxonomy places the organism in Eukaryota, Metazoa, Arthropoda, Insecta, Hemiptera, Aphididae. Bases 502 to 1851 code for a protein of 449 amino acids. Gene Ontology annotation, molecular function: GTP binding; structural constituent of cytoskeleton. Gene Ontology annotation, cellular component: microtubule; cytoplasm. The record is from RefSeq and is a predicted model, not a curated record.